Cornus florida is the source of this 1537-nucleotide messenger RNA. Its product is annotated as probable protein S-acyltransferase 15. NCBI's taxonomy places the organism in Eukaryota, Viridiplantae, Streptophyta, Magnoliopsida, Cornales, Cornaceae. Bases 8 to 907 code for a protein of 299 amino acids. The record is from RefSeq and is a predicted model, not a curated record. The transcript is spliced from 7 exons. Gene Ontology annotation, molecular function: palmitoyltransferase activity.
GGUUACCAUGUUCGAAUCACCGACUCUUUUAACAUUCGAAAGUCGAAAUCUUCUGGUCCUCUCCACACCAGAAGAAUCGAUGAAGUUCAAAAAGUUCCUUUCAAUUCCGGUUUUCUCAGUGUUUCUCUUAGUGGGUUUUGUUUAUUACAUCACAGUAUUCAUCUUCAUAGACAAUUGGUUAGGGUUGCAGAGCUCGGCUGGGUCAUUGAAUGCUCUGAUCUUCACUUUCUUGGCUUUUCUCUCUCUUUUCUCUUUCUUCGUUUGUAUUCUCACAGAGCCCGGUGGUGUUCCAUCUACGUACGUUCCUGAUGUUGAAGACAGUCAGGUCUGUGAACAAGAGCCGAAAAAAACUGGUGUGCAUCUGAGGCAUUGUGAUAAAUGUUCUGCAUACAAGCCUCCCAGGGCUCAUCAUUGUCGUGUCUGCAGAAGGUGUGUUUUGAGGAUGGACCAUCACUGUCUGUGGAUAAACAAUUGUGUUGGUCAUAGAAACUAUAAGGCCUUUGUUGUCCUUGUCUUAUAUGCAACUAUGGCGAGCAUUUAUUCUUCGGUUAUAGUUGUAAGCUGCUGUGCACUCCAGACGGACACCAGCGGAAGGGCUCCCCUCAAGAUCUUUUAUAUUAGCUGCUUGGCGAUGAUUGUAAGCUUAAGCUUGACAUUGGGAACUCUCUUAAGCUGGCAUAUCUACCUCAUCAUGCAUAACAUGACAACCAUAGAGUAUUAUGAAGGGAAACGGGCAGCAUGGCUAGCUAGGAAAUCCGGACAGAUCUACCGCCAUCCUUUCGAUGUUGGUGCUUACAGAAAUAUUGCCUUGAUAUUAGGUCCAAGCAUGCUGAAAUGGCUCUGUCCCACAGCAGUUAGCCAUCUAAAAGAUGGAAUUAACUUCCCCACUGCCCGUGAUAACUCAUAGCAUUAUUUGCCUUUCCAUGGAUUUCAGAAAUUGGUGGCAUCUCAUGCUUGAUAAUGAGUGGAGAAGUGCAAGAUUUCACCCAUCCUUGGAUUUUCAAUGGAAAACCAUUUAUAAUUAGGAGAACUGACUGGUAGAUAUAUCUCGACAUUCUUGGGCUUAUUCUCAGAUUAUUCUCAGAUUCAACUAGGUAGAUAAUGGUUCACAAACACAGACAUGACGGGUCUGCCAGCGAACCCAGAUCAUUUCAUUUCCAUAGAGUUCAAGAGUGUGUUACCCUUUUAUGCUUUUCACAAAUCAUGAACGAAGAUGGAAGUUCUACAUUCAGCCGUCAUGCACUGAACAUACUGGAUUGAUGUAAGUUGUUGAAAUCAUUGCAACAAGAUAAUAAUAUCCCGACUCGCGGUGGGGAACAAAAGUUCUUAGCCUCUGUAACAGAAGGCAUCUUUAUGUAUAGUGGUUAUACAUAACAGUAUAUUGAUUAUACAUGGCAUAUCCAUCAUGUUAACUUUAGUCAGCUAGUCGUUAAUCCAGUUUAAUAUUACUUCUCUUUUAGAAGAAGAUGAAGUUUUCUUUUGAAACCCUGCUGAAUGUGGUAUAUGAAAUUCUUAUAUUGGAACAAAUUUGAAUCCC